This is a messenger RNA of Telopea speciosissima, 311 nucleotides long. Its product is annotated as cysteine-rich and transmembrane domain-containing protein WIH2-like. Bases 30 to 266 code for a protein of 78 amino acids. NCBI's taxonomy places the organism in Eukaryota, Viridiplantae, Streptophyta, Magnoliopsida, Proteales, Proteaceae. The record is from RefSeq and is a predicted model, not a curated record. Gene Ontology annotation, cellular component: plasma membrane. The transcript has 3 exons.
UUCAUUUAUUACUAGUCUAUAACAAGAACAUGGCUCAGCAAUCUGCAGUGUCUUACCCACCACAAGGACAGGGAUACCCUCAGGGAGGACCUUAUGUUGUAGCUCCACCACCUGCUGGUUAUCCUACCAAGGAUGGCUAUGGCUAUGGCUAUGGUUAUCAACAGCAAGCUGGUGCUCCAGCUAAAACCAAGAGCAAGGGUGAUGGAUUCUGGAAGGGAUGUUGCGCUGCCUUGUGUUGCUGCUGUAUGUUCGAUAUGUGCACUUGAGGGACUGAUCAUGAGAAGAUAGAAUUUGGCUCCGCAGUUAUUUGU